Molecule: messenger RNA, 846 nt
Organism: Plasmodium vivax (malaria parasite P. vivax)
Lineage: Eukaryota; Apicomplexa; Aconoidasida; Haemosporida; Plasmodiidae
Exons: 1
Coding region: 336-713 (125 amino acids)
Biological process (GO): tRNA thio-modification; protein urmylation
Cellular component (GO): cytoplasm; nucleus
Molecular function (GO): protein tag activity
Source: RefSeq, a predicted model, not a curated record
GCUAGAUAGUCGAACAUACGAGAGGGAAGUCACCCACCGUGUUGCAGCUCCGAGCGGACGCAAAAGCAACAAAAGUGUUUGCUAAAAAAAAAUGCUUCUUGUUUUUUUCUUUUUCCGCUUUGAAUUUAUCAACUGAAGAGGAGCAAAAAAGGGUUGAAACUAAAUUUGCGUGAAAUAUAGCCAAAUUGUGGCACUGCAAAGUUGCAAGCUCCAAUUGCACUGCCAAACACCUUUGGGAAACACCCCGUUGAUUGCCAAGAAUAAACCUGCCCCACCUUUUUGCUCACCAGAAAGCUGCAAACCCAUUUGGGCUAACAGAAAACACGUCCUACACCAUGAAGAAGAAAGUAGAAUUAAAAUUUUUGGGAGGACUGGAAAGCUAUUUGGAGGAUAAGUCCAAAAAUGUGGUAACUUUAGAAAUAGAAUCUGAGAAGCUCAGUUUUGAAAAUUUAAUUGCCUACAUAAGAAACCACAUCCUCGUUGAUAGGAAGGACGUUUUUGCCGACCACGUCCUGUGUGAUGGCACGGAGUUUUGCCAAGUGGUGGUUGACCACGUAGAGCGUAAAAACUACAAUUUAAAUGAAAAGGCGAAGAUAAAACCGGGAAUUAUAGUCCUCAUUAAUGAAUAUGACUGGGAAAUUAUGCACAUGUAUGAGUACCAGAUUAGGGAUGGCGACAAGCUCUGCUUCCUCUCAACUUUGCACGGAGGGUGACCUGGAAGGGGGGGUUCUCACCAUUUGUGUGUAUACAAAUGUGUAUAAGUAUAUGUGUAGAACUGUGGCAGGAAGGAAGGCCUUCCUUCUCCCAUUGCGUCGCUAGAAGGGGGCGAGCCUUUUACUGCCCCCU